CGCCCGCCCGGCCGCGCCCCCGGGGGCCAUGGUCGCGGGGCCCUGCGCGGGGGCGGCCCCCAGCGCGGCGCUUCAUGGAGCGGCCCCGGCCCGGCCGCCGGGGGCAGCGCGAUCCCGCGGGGCCCUGUGAGCCCCCAGCGCCACGGCACCAUGUUGCUGGUUGAGAAGACAACAGACUCACCGGCGGCCGAGUUCUCGCUGGUGGAGGACGUGGCAUUGCACUUCGCCUGCUUGAUGGGCCGCCUGAAUGAGCAGCGCCUCUUCCAGCCUGACCUCUGCGACGUGGACCUGGUGCUGGUGCCCCAGCGCAGCGUCUUCCCGGCACACAAGGGCGUGCUGGCUGCCUACAGCCAGUUCUUCCACUCCCUCUUCACCCAGAACAAGCAGCUGCAGCGCGUGGAGCUGUCCCUGGAGGCGCUGGCGCCCGGCGGCCUGCAGCAGAUCCUCAACUUCAUCUAUACAUCCAAGCUGCUGGUCAACGCGGCCAACGUCCACGAGGUGCUCAGCGCCGCCUCAUUGCUGCAGAUGGCUGACAUCGCCGCGUCCUGCCAGGAGCUGCUGGAUGCCCGCUCCCUAGGCCCCCCGGGCCCCAGCGCCGUGGCCCUGGCCCAGCCGGCCACUGGCUGCGCCCCGGCCGCACCACCCUACUACUGUGACAUCAAGCAGGAGGCAGACGCCCCAGGUCUGCCCAAGAUCUAUGCCCGCGAGGGCCCUGACCCCUACUCUGUGCGUGUCGAGGACGGGGCAGGGGCCGCGGGUGGCACGGUGCCUGCUGCCAUUGGGCCAGCCCAGCCCUUCUUCAAGGAGGAGAAGGAGGGUGGUGUCGAAGAGGCCGGUGGGCCCCCUGGCAGCCUGUGCAAGCUGGAGGGCGGGGAGGGGCUGGAGGAAGAGCUAGGGGGUUCUGGCACCUAUAGCCGCCGGGAGCAGUCCCAGAUCAUCGUGGAGGUGAACCUCAACAACCAGACUCUGCACGUGUCCACGGGGCCCGAGGGGAAGCCGGGCACCACCCCGGGCCCGGCCACCAUGGUGCUGGGGCGGGAAGACGGGCUGCAGAGACACUCGGAGGAGGAGGAGGAGGAAGAGGAGGAGGAGGAGGAGGAGGAAGAGGAGGAAGAGGAGGGUGGUGGCAGUGGAGGGGAAGAGGAGGAGGAGGAGGAGGAAGAGGAGGGUGGCAGUCAGGGAGAGGAGGAAGAUGAGGAGGAAGGGCACAGCGAGCAGGAGGAGGAAGAGGAGGAAGAAGAGGAAGGGCACAGUGAACAGGAUCAAGAGAGCUCGGAGGAGGAGGAGGAGGAGGAGGGGGAGGCAGGGGGCAGGCAGGGGCCGGCGGGGCGUCGGGGCAGCAGGGCAGAGCCCCCUCCCCACGGUCGCAUGGCCACUCGGUCCCGAGAGAACGCCCGGCGCCGGGGCCCCCCUGAGCCUGAGGAGACCAGGCCACGGGGUGGGAAGAGGCCCAAGCCCGCGCCGGGAGCCUCUGCGCCGGCCCGAGGGCCACAGGCCACUGACGGGCUGGGGGCCAAGGUGAAGCUGGAAGAGAAGCAACACCACCCAUGCCAGAAGUGCCCUCGCGUCUUCAACAACCGCUGGUACCUGGAGAAGCACAUGAACGUGACCCACAGCCGCAUGCAGAUCUGCGACCAGUGCGGCAAGCGCUUCCUGCUGGAGAGCGAGCUGCUGCUGCACCGGCAGACAGACUGCGAGCGCAACAUCCAGUGUGUGACCUGUGGUAAAGCUUUUAAGAAGCUCUGGUCCCUCCACGAGCACAACAAGAUCGUGCAUGGCUAUGCGGAGAAGAAGUUCUCCUGUGAGAUCUGCGAGAAGAAGUUCUACACCAUGGCCCACGUGCGCAAGCACAUGGUUGCCCACACCAAGGACAUGCCCUUCACCUGUGAGACCUGCGGGAAGUCCUUCAAACGAAGCAUGUCUCUCAAAGUGCACUCACUGCAGCACUCUGGGGAGAAACCCUUCAGAUGCGAGAACUGCAAUGAGCGCUUCCAGUACAAGUACCAGCUGCGGUCACACAUGAGCAUCCACAUCGGCCACAAGCAGUUCAUGUGCCAGUGGUGUGGCAAGGACUUCAACAUGAAGCAGUACUUCGAUGAGCACAUGAAGACCCAUACAGGGGAGAAGCCAUACAUCUGCGAGAUCUGCGGCAAGAGCUUCACCAGCCGACCCAACAUGAAGCGGCACCGGCGCACGCACACCGGCGAGAAGCCUUACCCCUGCGAUGUCUGCGGCCAGCGCUUCCGCUUCUCCAACAUGCUCAAGGCCCACAAGGAGAAAUGCUUCCGCGUCAGUCACCCCUUGGCCAGCGACGGCCCCCCUUCUGCCCCAGGCCUGUCCCCCACCCAGCCUCCGGCUCACGCACUGCCCCUGCUCCCGGGGCUGCCCCAGACCCUGCCGCCCCCGCCCCACCUGCCGCCCCCACCGCCACUCUUCCCCACCACUGCCAACUCCGGCGGGAGGAUGAGCGCCAACAACUGACUGCCGAACCGCGCGUGCGCGGGGCCUGGAGCCCGGGGGGCGCCUCUGGGAGGGACCCCCCACCCCGCCCUCUCGUCUUUCCUGUGGGAGGGCAGCAGCACUGGCCUGGCACUGCCGCCCUCACCUCCAGAGGCGGCCGGACACACGCUGCUCAAGGCCCCUGGCCCUGGGAGUGUUGCAGGCUGGUGGCCCCAGCGUGGGGGAAGGACACCUCACUCCCAAGGGCCCCCCCUUCAGUGACUCCUUGAAGCCUUUACUUUUUUUUUCUUGGAAGUGAAGGAAAAAGAAAAGAGAGGAAACUAUUACCAGCACCGCCCUCCAGGUGAGGGGGGUGCUGGAGCAGCAGGUACAGCAGGGAGGGAGGGGCUGGGGAGCAGGUGUGACGGGUCACUCUGCUGAUGCCUAAGCCGGAGGGGGGUUGGCCAAGCCAAGCCUGGGUCAGCUUCGGUGGCUCAUCUCUGCCGCCCUUGUGCACCCUAACUUGCCCCCUCAUCCUGGGGAGUCUGGGGAAGAGUUGGAGUGCCAGCCACCCCCCACCCUCGGAAGGAGUCGUGGACCCAGUCUGAGGGCUGUGGACACUGAGGCACAGAGCUUGAGUCUGGAUGCCUGUGAGCGUGUUGUGGAGGGAGUGGCGGAGUGUGAAGGCUGCAGACCCAGCUUUGCACCGUGUGCAGUGGGGUAGGCAGGGGCUGGACCCCAGGCAUUUGCUCUCCCGCCCACCACCCUGGCAGCAGGCACAGGGACCCUGAGCUGUACCAGGCUGCAUUGAGGUCCCUGAGUCCAGGAGAGGACAUCCCCAGAAGCCGCUGGGCCUCAGGGGGCUGGGGGCUAGGCCCUGGGUGGGCAGACGGGCUGGCUCCCGCAGUGCCAGAUCCCAAGGGCUGCAGUCGAAGUCCCUGCAAAUGGGUGAACACCAGGGGCAGGGCCCUGAGAAGGAGGCAUAGACAAAAUGUUUUAAGGUUUCAAGGUGCUAUCAGUGGGGCAGGGGGCAGGGCUGCUGUUCACAGAGCACCCCGUCCCUCACCAGCUGCCCUGGUCGUCUCUCCCACACCAGAGAUGUGUGUGUGUCUGUCCCCAUCCCUGCUCUGAAGGCAGAGGCCUCAUCUUCCUAGGUCUGGCCACAACCCGGCAUCCCUGGGCCUCUGCGGUGUGGGCAGGGCACCUGUAGCACUGUGGGCGAGAGGAAGCUGCACAUUCAGGGCCCAGGGUGGGGGCAGGAGUUCUGGGGGAGCCCCAGCCUGUGCCCAAUGCUUGCCCCCACGAGGCUGGCACUAAUAGGACACCCUUUUUUGUUGUCAUUUAACGUCUUUAUUCCUGCCUUUAAAAUGGGGAGGAAGGUUCCAUAAGCUACAUGUUUCCUAGUUAAGCUCUUUCCUUUUGUGUUUAUACGGUUUUGUUUGUUAUACUCUGCACCUUAAACCCCCACGACUACCCCCACACCACCACCUUCCCAAGCAUGGCUGGAGUGGGUAAGCCCAAAGGGGGACAGGGGCAGGGGGCAGGGGGGGAGUGGGCCCCAUCAGCCCAAGGGCUGAGGGGGUUGGAACCCCUCUGACCUCCUUGUGAGGCCCGUGGCGCUGGGGUGGGGGCUGGGGACAUUUUAAUCAUCAAUAAACGAAGCACUUUAUUCUGUACAGA
This is a messenger RNA of Neofelis nebulosa (Clouded leopard), 4119 nucleotides long. It is a transcript of the gene ZBTB47, whose product is annotated as zinc finger and BTB domain containing 47. Gene Ontology annotation, cellular component: nucleus. The transcript is spliced from 6 exons. The coding region runs from base 151 to 2481 and encodes 776 amino acids. NCBI's taxonomy places the organism in Eukaryota, Metazoa, Chordata, Mammalia, Carnivora, Felidae. Gene Ontology annotation, biological process: regulation of transcription by RNA polymerase II. Gene Ontology annotation, molecular function: RNA polymerase II cis-regulatory region sequence-specific DNA binding; protein binding; DNA-binding transcription factor activity, RNA polymerase II-specific. The record is from RefSeq and is a predicted model, not a curated record.